AUGAGUGAAAUCUUGAAUUAUUUAUCUUCGUGGACUCCAACUUCCACACCUACAUCCACUACAUUAUCGUCAAUAGCUACAUCCCAUGUUUCAAAACUUUCCCAAACUGUUGCCUCAGUGAUUUCUCAAGCCACCACUGAAACAGAUUGGUAUAAUUUACGGUCAUUGUCACAAGCAUAUCGUGGUGCUCAAGCUUCAUUAACAAUCAUUUCGGCAGAAAAAGUGUUAGCUACCGCUACUGAUAGUCAAGUACAGUCAAGAGCCACACAAGCGAUUUUUGAAGCUACUUUAAAUCUUAAAGAUUUAUCUAUGGAACAAAACAUUUAUGGUUAUGAAUUAAAUCGUGCAGCAAAUAUCAUAUAUUUAGUUGUUUAUGCAAUAAUUUUUGGUUAUACCCUUUUAAUGUGCAUUAAAUCAAAAUACUGGUGGUAUAAUGUGACAUUUGUCUGUGGAUAUGGUUUAGAGUUUGUUGGGUUCUUAGGACGAGUGUUGUCAUUUAAUGAUACUUCCAAUAUGAGUCAUUAUAUAAUGCAGUCUGUUGCUUUAACCAUCGCACCUGCAUUCAUCAUGGCAGGUGUAUACUUUUUAUUUGGGCAAUUGGUGGUUAUUCACGGGAGACAAUAUUCAGUUUUGAAGCCAAUGUGGUAUUCUUAUUUUUUCAUCACUGCCGACGUGGUUUCAUUAUUGAUCCAAGCUGCUGGUGGAGGUAUUGCUUCUGUGGCGUCAAGUAACCAUAAAGAUAGUUCAGUCGGGACUAACAUUAUGAUUGCUGGUAUUGCUGCUCAAGUUGUGGCGAUGACAAUAUUCUUGGUGUUUUGGUUUGAGUUUCUUAAUCGCUUAUACUUUAAGAAUUCUCGUUCUGAUUUGAUUGUCGAUUGUCCCUAUGGUCGACGUUCGAUAAGCAAUUAUUUUAAAUUAUUGUUGAAUGUCAAAUCGGUAAGAGGUCAUCGUCAUACUCAUUUGGAAAAAUACUAUAAUGAGAAAUUUGCUAGUAUUCGACAAAUACCAUUAUUCGAUUAUAUGGUGCUUGCCAUGACCAUUGCUGUCAUUGUUGUUUAUAUUCGUUGUGUCUAUAGAGUGGCAGAAUUGGCUGAAGGAUGGGGUGGAUAUUUGUUCACGCAUGAACCAUAUCUCAUGAUUUUGGAUGCAGCAAUGAUUGCUAUUGCCGGUCUAAUUUUCAUUCCAUUCCAUCCAGUUUGGGUAUUUGGUAAAAACAAUAUUGUCAAGUUGGCAACCAUCAAGAAGAAUCUUGAUGAAAAUGAAAAAAAUCAGGACGUUGAAUAUAAUGAUGAUGUUGAAUCACAAGAACGCAGUUCUAGCGUGGUUGCAAAUGACAUACAUUGUUUAAAUAGUAAGUUAUGA
Candida albicans SC5314 is the source of this 1362-nucleotide messenger RNA. It is a transcript of the gene RTA2, whose product is annotated as phospholipid-translocating ATPase. Gene Ontology annotation, cellular component: fungal-type vacuole; plasma membrane. The coding region runs from base 1 to 1362 and encodes 453 amino acids. The record is from RefSeq and is a predicted model, not a curated record. NCBI's taxonomy places the organism in Eukaryota, Fungi, Ascomycota, Pichiomycetes, Serinales, Debaryomycetaceae. The transcript has a single exon.